Eupeodes corollae is the source of this 1899-nucleotide messenger RNA. RefSeq lists its product as uncharacterized. NCBI's taxonomy places the organism in Eukaryota, Metazoa, Arthropoda, Insecta, Diptera, Syrphidae. Gene Ontology annotation, molecular function: mRNA binding; protein binding. The record is from RefSeq and is a predicted model, not a curated record. Gene Ontology annotation, biological process: miRNA processing. The transcript has 2 exons. Gene Ontology annotation, cellular component: nucleus. The coding region runs from base 180 to 1781 and encodes 533 amino acids.
CCUUGCAUACAUUUGGCAUGGGAACGAAAACCAAAUGUUUUUAGCCAAAUAUGAAAGUUUAAUAAUUCUUUAAUAAUUUAUCAACUAUGAAGUUAGAGUUCUGAAAGGAAAACAAAAAUUAAUAAUACAAAAAUUUAAAUAGAAUAAGAUCCAAAUAAAUAGUUCGAUAUUCCAAUAAAAUGUCAAAAUCUAAGAAAAAGCAUCGUGAACACAAAACAGAUUCUGAAAAGCAUCACGACGAAGAUGCUAACGAUUCCGUGAAUUCUGAUUCCUCAGGCAGUGAAUCGUCGUCGUCGUCGUCAUAUUCUUCAUCAUCUUCGUCUUUAGGUGAGGAAAAGAAAUCACGCAAGAAGUCAACGACAAAAAGCAAAUCCACAACAAAAAACUCAUCAAGCAGAGACAAAAAGAAGAAAAAACGAAAACAUCAAAGUUCUGAAUCGGAUUCGGAGGAUUCCGACUCGUCGUCUUCUUCAUCAUCUUCUGCAAAUGAGAAGAAAUCCGUUAAGAAACGGAAGCACCACGAAACAGAAGAAACAAAAUCCAAAAACCGAAGAAGAAAGAACUCGGACGGUGAUGAAUCUGGGAAAGAAGCACAUAAGCCAUCAGAUGGCAGGCGAAAUUCUGUAGGUCCCAGUGGUAGGCGAUCAAGGUCUAUAGAGCGUGGAAGCGAUGGAGGAAACUGCUCAAAAUGGGACAGUCCAGGCAGGGAAGGACGACGGGCAGGAAGAGGAGGAUACCAAAACAAUCGUUACGUCGACCGAAGAGGCGGCAAUAACUGGAAUCGUGGAUAUAACAACAAUGAUUGGCGCGACAAUCGUGACAAUGGUUAUCGAAAUAGAGACGGAUUCGGUGGCAAUCGCGAUUGGGGCAGAGAUCGGCGAGACGACGGCAAUUCAAAUCGAGGAGGACGUAACUACGGAGACGAUAGAGGAUGGAACGAUGAUAGAGGUGCUCGGAAUGAUGACAGAGGUGGACGCAAUGAUGAACGAGGACGCAACGACGACAGAGGAGGAAGAAAUGAACAGAAGGACAGACGACAAGAUGAUAAGGAGAAAGAUCGAAACGAUAGAGAUCGUCAACCUGACCGUGAUCGUGACUCUGGACGGCGCCGGAGUCGAAGCCGAAGCCCGAAAAGACCCCGAAAUUUCCCACGCCGAAACAAUGGUGAUGAUGAUAAAGAAUUCGAGUGGGGUGGGAGAAAGGACGAGAAAAAUGUCAAAAAGGAAGAAGAGCAAAGUCCUGUUGAGAAGGAAAAACCCAAUUUCGCUCUGAGUGGCAAAUUGACUGAGGACACCAACACCGUGAACGGUGUUGUAGUCAAAUAUGCGGAGCCGCCAGAGGCCCGUAAACCCAAGCGCCGGUGGCGAUUGUACCCAUUCAAGGGCGAGAAAGCCCUUCCGACUUUGCACAUUCACCGACAAAGUUGUUUCCUAAUCGGUCGAGAUCGCAAAGUAUGUGACUUGCCCGUAGACCACCCCUCUUGUUCUAAACAGCAUGCAGCUCUACAAUACCGAUUGGUUCCGUUCGAACGAGAAGACGGCUCGACAGGGCGCCGAGUUCGGCCGUACGUUAUUGAUCUGGAGUCUGCAAAUGGAACAUUCUUGAAUAGCAAGAAGAUCGACCCAAGAAGGUAUGUCGAGCUGAUAGAGAAGGACGUUCUAAAGUUUGGCUUCAGUUCGAGGGAAUAUGUGCUUUUGCACGAGAACAGUAAAGAGGAUGAAGAUGACGAUGACGUGAAGCAAGAAGAUGAUGGUAUUCAAGUUAAAGAGGAGCCAGAGUAGGCACACGCUGGACGAUUGGAAUACAUUUUGUCUUAUAAAAGAUUGUAUUAAUAACUCGCCCACUUUCCCCCUCUUGUAUAUUUUUGCAGAGGAAAUAAAGACAAAUCUAUUCCCUGUA